AUGCGUGUGUUAAAAUGGACUCCCCAAUUCAAGACUAAGCAAGAAUCAUCCAUCGUCCCGGUCUGGAUCGCCUUCGAAGGUUUUCCACUACAUCGGUUUAAUGCAGGGUACUUGAGCGAAUUGGCAAGUAUAGUUGGUACGCCACAGAAAAUUGACGUCCCGACACUAAAUCUAUCAAGGCCCUCAAUUGCUAGGGUUCGCGUCGAGGUCAAUUUAUUACAAGAUUUGCCGCGAAGAGUUCUUCUUGGCACGAAAGAUUAUUCAUACUACCAAGAAAUUACUUAUGAGAAUCUGCCGGAGUAUUGUUCUGAAGGUAAGAACGUUGGCCACGGUGUCAAAGAUUGUUGUCGUGGUAAACCAAAGGCACAGCCGAACCAAGUCACAAAGGUUUCCUUGAAGAUGCUGGAAAAGGUUAAAAUUCAGCCUCCAGUAAACCAAACAAACUGGAAACAGAAGCCUCAUGUCAAUGGAGAGAAUGAUAAUCAAGCGAUGUCGGCUUCCAAUGCUUCUUCAUCUGGACUGUCAACGGAGGAGAAGCAUGAAACCCCAAUUGAUAUUGUAGACAACAGAAAUGGUGAUGGUGAUCAGGAUAUUGGUAACCUUCAUACUGGAGACAACGUCGAUGAUGUUUGCGUCAAAGAGACGGUGAUAACUGAAGUUGAAUCAGACUCUGAUAUAGAGGGGAUUACUACUGAAUCAGCUAUUUUGACAACUACGGAUGGAGCUCGCGCAAAGGAUGAUACUGUGAUUGUGAACACUUCCAGCUUGGGAGAUUACAAAAACAUCCGGCUUGUGGUAUCAGAUGAAGAAGAUCAUGGGUAA
Messenger RNA from Oldenlandia corymbosa var. corymbosa, 822 nucleotides. The record is from the annotation of a GenBank genome assembly. NCBI's taxonomy places the organism in Eukaryota, Viridiplantae, Streptophyta, Magnoliopsida, Gentianales, Rubiaceae.